UCGGCCCCGCGGUGGCAGCAGCGGACUCAGGCGGCGGCGCUGCUGAAUCCGGGAACCAGCUGCAGCGGCCCGUGCCUGGCGCUAUGGGCCCAUCCGUUUCAAUGGUGCAGCUUUCCCAAUCUCCUUUCCGUUGCCCGUCGCCUUCAGGCCACUCGGAAGGGGGAGAGGACAAGAGCAUGAAGCCGGCCAAGCAGCAGGUGACCCCUGGCCAACCUGGGGAGAACCAGCCUCCCCUGAGCCCCCUGCAGUCUUCUCUGAACUCUGCUGCCACUCCUUCACAGGCAUAUGAGACUUACAUUGAUAAUGGACUUAUCUGUCUCAAACACAAGAUCAGGAAUAUUGAGAAAAAGAAGCUCAAACUUGAAGACUACAGGGAUCGCCUGAAGAAGGGAGAAGCCCUCAAUCAGGACCAGUUGGAGGCAGUGGAGAAAUAUGAUGAAGUGGUACACAACCUGGAGUUUGCCAAGGAGCUUCAAAAGACUUUUUCUGGACUUAGCCAAGAUCUGCUGAAAGCACAGAGGAAGGCUCAGAGACGGGAGACUAUAAUGAAGCUUGAAGCAGAGAAGAAGAAGCUGCGUACAAUACUGCAAGUGCAGUAUGUGCUGCAGAACUUCACUCAAGAGCAUGUUCAGAAAGAUUUCAAAGGUGGCUUGAACGGUGCAAUAUAUUUGCCUUCUAAAGAACUAGACUACCUCAUUAGAUUUGCAAAACUGACAUGCCCAGAAAGAAGUGAGGGCCUGAGUGUUGAAGACCAGAUGGAGCAAUCAUCACUCUAUUUUUGGGAUCUUCUAGAAGGCAGUGAGAAAGCUGUGGUUGGAACAACGUAUAAACACAUGAAGGAACUGUUAUCCAAACUCUUAAACUCUGGAUAUUUUGAAAAUAUUCCUGUGCCUCGCAACAUGCAAAUAAAAGAGGAAUUGGAAGAGGAAGUAAUAAGAAAAUCUGAGAGAACAAGACCGUUGCCAAAAGGAGAGUCUGUCAAAGAGCCAGAAUCCCUUAUGAAGCUUUUGCAGUCUGAGAUACAGCCACAAGAGUUUCUCAACAGGCGCUAUUUGCCUGAAGCAGAAUGCUCUGUCAAGAAGCCUGAAGAAUGCAAACCUUGGGAAGCCGAGUACACCAGAAAGCAAGAACCUCCAAAAUCCUGGGAAAUGCUUGUUGAUAUAGAAGAACAAGAACAGAAGAAGCAGGAAUCUCUAAAGCCUUGGGAAACUUGUGGUAGGCAUCAGGAACAGAAGAAGCAGGAAUCUCCAAAGCUCUGGGAAGCUUGUGUUAAGGAAGAAGAGGGACAGAAGCAGGAGUCUUCGAAGCCGUGGGAAACUAGUGUCAGGGAGGAAGAACAGAAAAAGCAGGAGACUCCAAAGCCUUGGGUAAUGCAUGUUAGGGAGGAACAGGAUUCCCCAAAACCUUGGAUAGCAAAAGUUAGGGAAGAGCAGGAACAGAAGAAGCAGGAAUCUCCCAGACUAUGGGCUGCAAAAGUUCGGGAAGAGCAGGAACAAAGGAAGCAGGACUCUCCAAGACCUUGGGCAACAAAAGUUAAGGAAGAGCCAGACCAAAAGCCAGAAUCUCAAAGACCUUGGGUAACCCGUGUUAGGGAGGAACCAGAACAAAAGAAGCAGGAACCUGUGAAGCCUUGGGGAAUGCAUAGUAGGGAGGAACCAGAACAAAAGAAGCAGGAACCUGUGAAGUCCUGGGAAACGCGUGUUAGGGAGGAACCAGAACAAAAGAAGCAGGAACCUGUGAAGUCCUGGGAAACGCGUGUUAGGGAGGAACCAGAACAAAAGAAGCAGGAACCUGUGAAGUCCUGGGAAACGCGUGUUAGGGAGGAAUCAGAAGAAAAGAAGCAGGAACCUGUGAAGCCUUGGGUAACCCAAACUAGGCAGGAAUUAGAACAAAAGAAGCAGGAACCUGUGAAGUCCUGGGAAAUGCGUGUUAGGGAGGAAUCAGAACAAAAGAAGCAGGAACCUGUGAAGUCCUGGGAAACAUCUGAUAGGCAGCAGCCAGUAUCAUCGCAGCAGUUACAGAAUACUCCCAAGUCCUGGGGAGCUGCAAGUCUUGUGCCAAAGGAGCAGAUUGGGCCAAAGAAGUUUGAUAUGGAACCCAAAGAUAGACGGGAUCGCAGACAGAAGCAUGAAUCUGAAGUGAAACGUGAUGGAAAAACAGAUGGAUUAAGUGGUGGACAUGGCUUUGAUGCAGUAAGAAAAAAGGAGGCCCUCCAAUCAGUCGGAGAGAGUUUUAAACUACCUAGGAGUCUCCAAAGCAAUGUACAGGUGCCUAAACCUGGACAUCAGUCAGCUGCAGAAUUUUGCUCUACUUCUACUCUUCCAAAGGAUCCUAUACUAAGGAGGGAAAAACUGCAGGAUUUGAUGACUCAGAUACAAGGGACUUACAAUUUCAUGCAGGAGUCCAUCCUGGAUGUUGAUAAAGCUUCACCAAGUGCUAUUUGUUCAUCCCAGCCACCUUCAGUAACUCCAGCAGGUAGCCCUGUAGCUUCUAAAGAACUGAAACUGCCAAGUCAAAAUGACUUUCUUCAACAGCUACCGCAGGCUGCUGCUUCUCCCAUGACCCUGCAUGGCUCAAAUACUUCCUUAGCUGAUCACGCUCUUUCUGGUUCUGAAACAGAUGAUCUUAUGACACCACAGACGCCACAGACAUCAGAACCACUUUCUCAAGAGACUGAGAAUUAUACUUCAUCUCCGCCACCUUAUCAGACAAGCCCCUGCAUAUCUGAGCCAGUUAUAUCCAAAAAGAUUGAAAUUGCCCAGGCAACUAUUCCCCUGCCAAGAGAGCCACAGUCACCACUGCCUACUUCAAGCACCUCUAUGUCACAGGGGCAAACCUUUCAAUCUCCUCCAGCGAGCAGCAGUUCUGUUACCAUAAAUGCAGCUCCCUUUCAGGCUAUGCAGACUGUAUUUAAGGUGAAUGCACCCCUGCCUCCACGUAAAGAGCAGGAAAUAAAAGAUGACUCCUCAUACUCUGCAGGAUAUAACCAGAGUUUUUCUACAGCAAGUACACAAACUCCUCCUCAAUGCCAGUUGCAGUCCACUCAUGUUGCAGAGCAAAACUCUCUUUCACAAGAAACUUUGCCAACAGUUAAUUACCAACCCGAUGGAGCUGUUCCUGUAAGCAAUGGUAGCCUUGCCUUUUAUCCAGCACAGACUGUUUUCACCAGACCCACUCAGCCUUAUCUCAAUAGUCGUGGAUCUGUUAGAGGAUCUGCCAGAGGUGGGAGAUCACUGACCAAUUCAUAUCGUUCCCCUGGUGGAUACAAAGGUUUUGAUGCUUAUAGAGGAUCCCCGUCUAUACCUAAUGGCAACUACAGUCAGCUGCAGUUCGCUGGUAGAGAUUACCCUGGAAUUCCAUAUUCUCAAAGGGAUGUCAAUUACCAGCAAUGCUAUAAACGAGGAGGAGUAACCAGUGGUCCUCGAUCAAACUCAAGAGCAGGAUGGAGUGAUUCUUCUCAGGUGAGCAGUCCAGAAAGAGACAAUGAAACCUUUAAUAGUGGGGACUCUGGGCAGGGAGACUCCCGCAGCAUCACCCCUGUUGACAUGCCAGUGACAAGCCAAGCUGCCACCAUACUACCAGUGCACGUUUAUCCCCUCCCGCAGCAGAUGAGAGUUGCCUUUUCUGCUGCAAGAACAUCUAACUUGGCCCCUGGAACUCUAGAUCAACCCAUUGCAUUUGACCUUCUGCUGAAUAACCUUGGAGAAACUUUUGAUAUUCAGCUUGGUAGGUUUAAUUGUCCAGUGAAUGGCACCUAUGUCUUCAUCUUCCACAUGCUGAAGCUGGCUGUGAAUGUUCCACUGUAUGUAAACCUUAUGAAGAAUGAAGAAGUCCUAGUGUCUGCAUAUGCCAAUGAUGGGGCUCCAGACCAUGAAACAGCCAGCAAUCAUGCUGUCCUACAGCUUUUCCAAGGGGACCAGAUCUGGUUACGUCUGCAUCGGGGAGCUAUCUAUGGAAGUAGCUGGAAAUAUUCUACCUUUUCAGGGUACCUCCUGUAUCAAGACUGAAAUGAGUGUAACGUUUACAAAAAAGCUUCUCCAAACAAAUUGGUGGAGGUGGUGGGGAACUAGCUUUGCACUUAAUACCGAUUUCAUAGAAAUAUAGUUCCAUUAUCUGGGAGAUGGUGGUCCUGUUAUGCAAGGUGAAAUCCUGGAUUGGGUUACUGAAUCAGCACUAAUAUGGCACUUUAUCAAUUGUGAUGUAGCCUUGCUAGUUAAGCUGUGAAUGUAUAUUGUUUGCACUUAUCCUUUAACUGUAUUGAUGUCCAGCUUACUACACUACUGAUAUAAUUGCCUCAAGUAUGGGCUAUUCACAAUGCCUUGUUGUGCCUCAAUAAAACAAAUUAAUAUGCA
Messenger RNA from Gopherus evgoodei (Goodes thornscrub tortoise), 4352 nucleotides. RefSeq names its product caprin family member 2 (gene CAPRIN2). The record is from RefSeq and is a predicted model, not a curated record. Gene Ontology annotation, cellular component: cytoplasm. Gene Ontology annotation, biological process: positive regulation of canonical Wnt signaling pathway. Gene Ontology annotation, molecular function: signaling receptor binding. The transcript is spliced from 22 exons. Bases 84 to 4007 code for a protein of 1307 amino acids. Lineage: Eukaryota; Metazoa; Chordata; Testudines; Testudinidae.